Molecule: messenger RNA, 2374 nt
Organism: Danio rerio (zebrafish)
Lineage: Eukaryota; Metazoa; Chordata; Actinopteri; Cypriniformes; Danionidae
Gene: crnkl1
Product: crooked neck pre-mRNA splicing factor 1
Biological process (GO): RNA processing; mRNA splicing, via spliceosome
Cellular component (GO): nucleus; nuclear speck
Source: RefSeq, marked provisional
AAGAACAUACGUCUAAUUUAUUUUUAAUAAAGUGUCAGGAGCGUAAUAAUCAUGGCGUCCACCGCGGCGGGCAAACAGAGAAUCCCGAAAGUGGCGAAGGUGAAGAAUAAAGCCCCUGCAGAGGUGCAGAUCACCGCCGAGCAGCUGCUCAGAGAGGCCAAAGAGAGAGAGCUCGAGCUGCUGCCACCGCCACCCAAACAGAAGAUCACCGAUAAAGAAGAGCUCAAUGACUACAAACUGAAAAAGAGAAAGGGCUUUGAGGACAACAUCAGGAAAAACAGAACUGUGAUCAGCAACUGGAUCAAGUACGCACAAUGGGAGGAGAGCCUGCAGGAGGUCCAGAGAUCUCGCUCCAUCUACGAGCGUGCACUCGACGUGGAUCACCGCAAUAUCACACUGUGGCUGAAGUAUGCCGAGAUGGAGAUGAAGAACCGGCAGGUCAAUCACGCUCGCAACAUAUGGGACCGAGCCAUUACCAUCCUGCCCCGCGUCAAUCAGUUCUGGUACAAGUACACGUAUAUGGAGGAGAUGCUGGGCAACAUUGCAGGCUGCAGGCAGGUGUUUGAGCGCUGGAUGGAGUGGGAACCGGAGGAGCAGGCCUGGCAUUCAUACAUCAACUUUGAGCUGCGCUAUAAGGAGGUGGACAAGGCCCGCAGCAUCUAUGAGAAUUUUGUGAUGGUCCAUCCUGAGGUGAAGAACUGGAUCAAAUAUGCCCACUUUGAGGAGAAGCACGGCUAUGUUGCUCGUGGCAGGAAAGUGUUUGAGCGAGCUGUGGAGUUUUUCGGUGAAGAACAGGUCAGCGAGAAUCUCUACGUGGCUUUUGCCAGAUUUGAGGAGAAGCAGAAAGAGUUUGAGAGAGUUCGAGUCAUCUAUAAAUACGCUUUAGACCGAAUCCCCAAGCAACAGGCCCAGGAGCUGUUCAAGAACUACACUGUGUUUGAGAAGAGGUUUGGAGACAGGAGGGGAAUCGAGGACGUGAUCGUCAGCAAGAGGAGGUUUCAGUACGAAGAGGAGGUCAAAGCUAACCCACACAAUUAUGAUGCAUGGUUUGAUUACCUGCGUCUGGUGGAGAGUGAUGCCGAUGCAGACACAGUUAGAGAAGUGUACGAGAGAGCGAUCGCCAACAUUCCCCCUAUUCAAGAGAAGAGACACUGGAGACGCUACAUCUACCUGUGGAUUAACUACGCUCUCUAUGAGGAGCUGGAGGUCAAGGACCCUGAGAGAACGAGACAGGUGUACAAGGCCUGUCUGGAGCUUAUACCACACAAAAAGUUUACUUUUGCCAAGAUUUGGCUCUUAUAUGGGCAAUUUGAAAUCCGCCAAAAGAACCUCCAAAAUGCAAGACGAGGCCUGGGCACAGCCAUUGGAAAGUGUCCCAAAAACAAACUGUUCAAGGGCUACAUCGAGCUGGAGCUGCAGCUGAGAGAGUUUGACCGCUGUAGAAAACUCUACGAGAAAUAUCUGGAGUUCAGUCCGGAAAACUGCACUACCUGGAUCAAGUUUGCAGAGCUGGAGACCAUCUUGGGGGACACCGACCGCUCCAGAGCCAUAUUUGAGCUGGCCAUUGGACAGCCACGACUGGACAUGCCGGAGGUGUUGUGGAAAUCCUACAUUGACUUUGAGAUCGAGCAGGAAGAAUACGACAACACACGAGGACUGUAUAAGAGAUUGUUACAGCGCACUCAACAUGUCAAAGUCUGGAUCAGCUACGCUCAGUUUGAGCUGUCCAUCGACACAGAAGACCGCGUGCAGAGGUGCAGACAGGUCUACGAGGAGGCCAAUAAGGGCAUGCAGAACUGCGAGGAGAAAGAGGAGCGUCUGAUGCUCUUGGAGUCCUGGAGAGACUACGAGGAGGAGUUCGGAUCCUUCACCCACAAGGAGAGAGUCCGCAAACUCCUGCCGGAGAAGGUGAAGAAGAGGAGGAAGAUCACGGCGGAGGAUGGGUCGGAUGCUGGUUGGGAAGAAUAUUACGACUACAUCUUCCCCGAGGACGCUGCCAACCAGCCUAACCUCAAACUGCUGGCCAUGGCCAAGAUGUGGAAGAAACAGCAGCAGCAGGAGGAGGAGGAUGAUGACGAGGAGGAAGAUGAAAACGAUAAGGAAGAACAGCAGGUUCCUGAAGGUAAGGACGCACAGGAGAGUCCAGAAGCAGAGGAGCAGGAGCCUGCCGCUGGUGGAGAACAGGCAGAGAAAGAGUAUGAUGACCGCGAUGAUGAAGACGAGAGCAGCAGCAGCAGCAGCUCCGACAGCGAGAGUGAUGAAGACCAGAAAGAUAAGACUGAACAUAACAAGCCGGACACAGAACAACAAUGAACCGCUGGAACGUAUUUGUCUCUCUAAUUUCUUUUGUUACAAAAUAAAGGUGCGAACCAAA